This is a messenger RNA of Lodderomyces elongisporus, 993 nucleotides long. RefSeq names its product Rmp1p (gene RMP1). The transcript has a single exon. Gene Ontology annotation, cellular component: ribonuclease MRP complex. The coding region runs from base 1 to 993 and encodes 330 amino acids. Lineage: Eukaryota; Fungi; Ascomycota; Pichiomycetes; Serinales; Debaryomycetaceae. Gene Ontology annotation, molecular function: rRNA primary transcript binding. Gene Ontology annotation, biological process: nuclear-transcribed mRNA catabolic process, RNase MRP-dependent; maturation of 5.8S rRNA from tricistronic rRNA transcript (SSU-rRNA, 5.8S rRNA, LSU-rRNA). The record is from RefSeq and is a predicted model, not a curated record.
AUGAAUGAAGACACAUUUAAUAGCUUACACAAUGAUUAUGAUGUACUCUACUUGCUUCAAGUAAGAUCUAAGAACCAGCAUCGUCAAAAACACUGGUUCAAAUUCAUGAACAUUACAUGUCGUCAUCUUCGAAAGAUUAUCAAGUUACAAAUAGACAUUAUGCGUGUUACUUCUGCUUCUAACGGCAGCACCAUCCUGCCAAAGAUACUGUCCAAACUAGAGUAUAAGAGGAAACAGAUUGUUGAUUUAGCACAGCAUAUUCUAAAGAUCUCACGACAAGCAUAUUAUGCAUACAAUUCCAUCUUAGUGUUAGGUCAAUUUAUCACUCUAGGGUUUGCGUUACUUGGUAAUUUGGCGAGCAUUGUACAAUUAUUGAGUAAAAUACCCGGUGUAAAAGUAUUAAGGAAAUGGGACGUGAAUGUGGUUGCUCUAGGGAAGAAUGAUGUUGCGCGAGAUAUUGAACAGAGAAAAGCCAAUACAGUUGGAAAUUAUGAAGAAGGUGACGACUUGGGUGAAGAAAUAAAUUUUCAUGAGGAGUUUGGCGAUACAGUUUAUGAUGCAAAUUUUAGUCUACCAACAUCGAAUUCAAAAGUUGUGGAAAGUGUAUCUGCAACAACUUCAUAUGGAGACGAGAAUAGUAGGGAAAAGCUAAGACAAAAUGCCGAAACCAGGACUAAAUUAGAGAAUUGUCUGGAAAAUACCAUAGGUAAAAAUAUGGACAAGAUCACAAACAAACACUCCAAGACCGAGUCUAAUGCAAAUAAAUUCUCUGCAAAGAGUGGCAUAAUGCAAAUCAGUGAUGAGCCAAUUGACAAUAAAGCUCAAGCACAUCCAACAUCAACCCAAAAAAAAUCUGAUACUGUAAAGAAGAAACGUAAAGCAUCGGUCCAUAACAUGUCCAUAAACGAUAUCUUUGGUUCCUCUUCGAAAAAACUGAAAAAAUCAAAAUCCAAAACAGAGAAAAGUGUCAAACUGAAAAAAGCAUUGACUUGA